UUCAAUUUUUUUCAGGCUGCUCGUAAGUCUGCCCCAACCACUGGUGGAGUCAAGAAGCCCCAUCGUUACCGCCCAGGAACUGUUGCACUUCGUGAAAUCCGCAAGUACCAGAAGAGUACUGAGUUGCUGAUCAGGAAGCUCCCAUUCCAGAGGCUUGUUCGUGAGAUUGCUCAAGAUUUCAAGACUGAUCUGCGUUUUCAGAGCCACGCGGUUCUUGCGCUCCAGGAAGCUGCAGAAGCAUAUCUCGUGGGUCUCUUUGAGGACACUAACCUCUGCGCCAUUCAUGCCAAGCGUGUCACCAUUAUGCCCAAAGACAUUCAACUCGCACGCAGGAUCAGAGGAGAGCGUGCUUAA
Thlaspi arvense is the source of this 354-nucleotide messenger RNA. NCBI's taxonomy places the organism in Eukaryota, Viridiplantae, Streptophyta, Magnoliopsida, Brassicales, Brassicaceae. The record is from the annotation of a GenBank genome assembly.